Phlebotomus argentipes is the source of this 2516-nucleotide messenger RNA. RefSeq names its product transcriptional repressor CTCF-like. NCBI's taxonomy places the organism in Eukaryota, Metazoa, Arthropoda, Insecta, Diptera, Psychodidae. The record is from RefSeq and is a predicted model, not a curated record. Gene Ontology annotation, molecular function: DNA-binding transcription factor activity, RNA polymerase II-specific; zinc ion binding; RNA polymerase II cis-regulatory region sequence-specific DNA binding. Gene Ontology annotation, cellular component: nucleus. The transcript is spliced from 4 exons. Bases 69 to 2516 code for a protein of 815 amino acids. Gene Ontology annotation, biological process: regulation of transcription by RNA polymerase II.
CUCUCGGGUUGCGUCUCGUGCAAAAAUUUUCUGUGGACAAAAAGGUGAAGAAGUUGUGCAGCGGAAAGAUGGACGAGAAGCCCAACACGAAGGACUUGAAGGUGGAGCUGAAGAACAUGCGGAUCUGUCGCUUCUGUCUGAACCGCAACGAGCCGCUCACGAACAUCUAUUCGAUUGAAAAUCGAUUGAACAGAUCCGUGCCGCUUCCCUUGCAGAUUAUGGCGUGUGUCGCCAUUGAGGUGUUCGUGAACGACGGAAUGCCUUCCUGGAUCUGCGAGGGAUGCCGCGUCUUCAUGGAGCACUGGUAUCGCUUCAAGCAGAUCUGCAAGAAGUCCGACACGCAUCUCAGGCAGUUUCAUCUCACCGGAGAUGUGCCGGAUCGCCUCGAGUUGCCGCUCUUGCCGGCUGAGUUCCACAAGGCUCUGGGGAAGCACCAGACUCCAGCUCACUCUUCCCCGUCGACUUCAACCACACCGUCACCCUCGUCGGCCUCCCAGCAGGCCUACAAACGUCCUCGUCCGCAAUCUGCGCAAACGACGCCGCUGAAGAAGCCGAGACAAGAAGUGUUUGAGGUCACCAGCAUGGGCAAAACCGUGACCAUCACGAAGAACGUGAAGUCAGAGUCACCGCCGCCGGUGAAGUUGCUCAACAAGUCGCCCAGGAUUCUCAACAAGCCCUCAAGUGGCCGAAUUGUGCCGAUGCUGAGCGAGCCGAUCAUCAAGACCAACGAAUCGGGCACCGUUGAGAUCAUCACAGAAGUGCUGGACAACAUGGAGACGUACAAUGAGCCUGAUCCCAUCAAAUUCGCACCGCCGGUGGAGACGAACGUCUUCCCGUGUCCACACUGCGAGCGCUCGUUCCCGUUGCGCCAGCUGCUCGACAUCCACGUGAAGAAUCACACGAGGGAGCGCGGCUACGAAUGCGCCGUGUGCGAGAAGAGAUUCUUCAGCAAGUACGACUUGGGGAAGCACAUGCUGACGCACACUGGCGAGAGGCCUUAUGAGUGCGUGGUGUGUCGCAGGAGCUUCUCGCGAUCGACUCUGCUGCAUCGCCAUGAGAAGAUCCACACGGAUCAGCCCAAGUAUCUCUGCGGAUACUGCGAGCGUCCCUUCUUGUCUGUGGCGGAGUUGGAGAAGCACUCGGAGAAGCACCGGAAGAACAGACCUUUUCACUGCAAAGAGUGCGACAAGAGUUUCGCCUUCAAGCAGGGUUUGGAGCGUCAUGAAGUUGUGCACGCCAAGGAUCAGCCGUAUCCCUGUGAGUACUGCGACAAGAGCUUCAGCACGCCGAGCAAGCUGGCAAGGCAUCUCACCGCUCAUGCUGGUCAUCGGCCAUUCCCGUGCAAGAUGUGCCCGAAAUCGUACGUGUUGAGCCAUCAUCUGACCAGACACAUGCGUUCGCACAUGAACAGCGUCGCCACGUACAAUUGCUUCGAUUGUGGCAGCACAUUCUCAUCUCGUGAUGAACUCAUCUAUCAUUCGGCUGUCCACGCCACGCAGAGUCUCGUCUGUCCGCUGUGCAAGGAGCAGUUUGGGGAUCUGGAUGAGGUGACGGAGCACAUCAAGAGUCACACGGAGGGUGAUCAGUAUGCGUGUGAGUUCUGCGAUUUGAUCUUCACCACGGAGGAGAAGUUGAAUGAACACACGUCUGGGCAGCACUUUGAGGAUCAGCAGAAGUACGGGCCGACAGUUAAGCAGGAUGACGAGGAGGAGGAGGAGACACUGACGGAGGAGGUGAUUGAGGAGUAUGUUGUGCCCGAGGAGGACAUUGAUAGUAUUGAGCCAAAGGUGAAGCAGGAGAAAGUUGAGCGAGUGGUGAAGACGACGCCGACAAUGAUUAAGUGUACGUAUGGGAAGUCAUCGGCGCAGAAGAAGGCGCAGCAGGAGAAUCAGACGUCCGAGGCGGAAAUUAGGCGUUCUGCGCGUGCGGCGAAGGUGAGGAAUUAUGCGGAUUUGUCGCAGGAGAAGCUCGACGAUGAGGAGGAUGAGGAGUUCGACAAGGAGACGAUGGAGGAGGAUUUCUCGCCGGAUGAUGAGAAUUACAAGACAGAGGAGGAGCCUGAGGAGGAGGAAGAGCUGCCGAAGAGCAAGAAGAAGGCGCCUCGUGGUGGACAGAAGGGCAGUUCGACGCAGCAGAAGAUUUCCGAUGUGUUGCGCGAGGCGGGAAAGAAGUCUCAGGCGUCGACGAAUGUUCAGGACACGCUGAAGGGGCUGCCGAAGGGUGUGACAGUGACCAAGAGGGAUGCGACGCGGGAGAAGCAGACGUACGGAGGGAGUCAGGGAAGGAGAGUGUCUCCGGGGAAGCCGGAGAAGAAGAGUCCGGCUGCGAAGCCCAGGGAGAAGCAGCAGCCGAUGGAGCGAAAAGUGCCGAAGAAGGAAGUGAUGACUGAGGAGGCGCCCAAGGAGAAGACGACGGAGAUUAAGAUUGGGAAUCAGAUACUGAAGGUGAAGAAGGUGGUGAUGAUGAGGAAGGGCGAAGCUGGAGGAGGAGCUUCGACGUCAAAGGGUGGGAAGUAA